This is a messenger RNA of Salvelinus namaycush (lake trout), 1055 nucleotides long. Its product is annotated as histidine-rich glycoprotein-like. Lineage: Eukaryota; Metazoa; Chordata; Actinopteri; Salmoniformes; Salmonidae. Gene Ontology annotation, biological process: chloride transport. The transcript has 3 exons. The record is from RefSeq and is a predicted model, not a curated record. Bases 139 to 675 code for a protein of 178 amino acids. Gene Ontology annotation, molecular function: voltage-gated chloride channel activity.
GUGUGCGGGAGAGUAUCUAUCUCUCUGUGUGUGUCUCCAGUGUGCAUGUGUGUCUGCGCGUACUCUCCGGCGCGAACUCAGAGCUGGAAAUGCUGAGACCGACAGCUGGUUUAUUUUUGGGUCAGUGACAGUGUGUCAAUGGCCGCAGAUGCGUCGGAAAGGAAGGCUCUGAGAUACCAACAGACCCUGCUGUAUGGGGAAUACCGUGAGCACCCGGGUGGGUCUGGCCGGAGAGAGACCACCCGACUUCUGACAGAGAGACAAUGGAAGAAACACCAUCACCAUCACCAUGGCCACCAUCCGCACAAUCACCAUGGCCACCAUCCCCACGGCCACCACCAUGGCCACCACCACAGUCACACACAUGGACACGUGCACCACAGCAGGCACAGGCGUCGGCAUCACUCAGACGAGGUGGGACGUGCACAAAUGGCUACAGAGCAAGGCAACCCUUUGUCUACUAAGAGACGUCGCUCCUACUCAAAGUGCCGAGACUGUGUAGCACGUGUGCAGAGGUUCCUGGUCACCAAGCUGGGAGAGGACUGGAUCUUUCUGGUGCUGCUGGGCAUCUCAAUGGCGCUGGUCAGCUGGACCAUGGACUACACCAGUGCCAAGAGUCUACAAUGUACUACAAUACCCACAAUGCAACACACACUAAACCAUCUUGUUUUAUGAUGAUGAGAUAUGUUUUUACAAUGCUUGCAUUCAAGCCACUGAACCGGCAAUUCAUACAGUUGCACGAAUGCUUUUAUAGCAUAAAUAGUUAUCUAACAAGACACCUGGUUGCUUAUUGUUGAGGGUUAGGAUGAGGGAUUAUCAAAAAGUGUUGUAAAACAGUUCAGCGGUAACCUGAUAUGCAAAAUGAAUCUUGCAAAACAAACAUUGCAAAACAUUACAUUUGAAAUGAUAACUUAUGUUUAUAGUCAUUACCCAAAUUAGGGGGUUGAGUGAAGUUUGUGUAAUGGAAUCAAAUUUUAUAUGCUACCUCUCAGUGAUGUUAUUCAUAAAUGCAGAGUAAAUUUUCUCUGAUACGUGGACGAAACACAUCUGUACAC